Molecule: messenger RNA, 2410 nt
Organism: Zea mays
Lineage: Eukaryota; Viridiplantae; Streptophyta; Magnoliopsida; Poales; Poaceae
Product: phosphoribosylanthranilate transferase
Source: RefSeq, marked validated
AACUAGAGAGUUGUCGUCUGCUGCAGGGAUGGCCGGCGUCCUGCCGAGGUUUGGCCCCUUCGGCCCUCUGCCGCCAUCGGAUGAGUUCGGGAUCAGGGAGACGAGACCCCGUCUCGCCGGCAGGCGGGCCGGCGGGUACGACCUCGUGGAGCGGAUGGAGUACCUGUACGUGCGCAUCCUCAAGGCGCGGGACCUCAAGUGGACUGGCAGCUUCGACCCGCUCGCGGAGGUGAAGCUCGGGAGCUACUCCUGCGCCACGCGGCACAUCGAGAAGACGACGAGCCCGGAGUGGAACGACGUGUUCGCGUUCUCGCGGGAGAGGAUCCAGGCCUCGUUCCUGGACGUCGUGGUCAAGGGCAAGGGCUUCGCCAAGGACGACUUCGUCGGCCGCCUGCGCUUCGACCUGGCCGACGCCCCGCUCCGCGUGCCGCCCGACAGCGCGCUCGCGCCGCAGUGGUACCACGUCUUCGACAAGAAGGCGGAGCGCGGGGGCGAGGUGAUGAUGGCCGUGUGGUUCGGCACGCAGGCCGACGAGUGCUUCCCGCUGGCGGUGCACGCCGACGCCGCGUUCGCCGUGGACGCCAAGCUGGCCGCGCACAUCCGCUGCAAGCAGUACACCGUGCCGCGCCUCUGGUACGUGCGCGUCAAUGUCAUCGAGGCCCGCGACAUCGCAUUCGCGGACAAGGCGCGCGUCGGCGAGGUCUUCGUGCGCUCCAGGAUCGCCGCGCAGGUGCACAAGACCAGGACGUGCGUCGCCCGCCUGCCCACGUGCGGCUGGAACGAGGACCACAUGUUCGUCGCCGCCGAGCCGUUCGAGGACCACCUCAUCCUCUCCGUCGAGGACCGCGUCAAGGUCGACAAGGAGGAGGUCAUUGGCCAUGUCCACAUCCCAUUCAAAGAAUUCGAACGGCGGUGGGACGCCCGCCCGAUUCGCCCAAGAUGGUUUAAUCUGGUGCGGCCAGAAGGAGCCGCCAAAAUCGACAAGUUCUCUGCCAAGAUAUGCGUCCGGCUGUGCCUCGAGGGCGGAUACAGAGUGCUGACAGAGCCGGUCCACUACCUGAGCGACGUCCGGCCGGCGGCGAGGGAGCUGUGGCACCACAGGCCGCCCAUUGGCCUCAUCGAGCUCGGCAUCCACAACGCGUUCGGCCUGAGCUCCGUUCGCACGCGCGACGGCCGGGGCUCCUGCGACGCCUACUGCGUGGCCAAGUACGGCGUCAAGUGGUUCCGCACGCAGACCGUCAUCGACAGCCUCGCGCCGCGGUUCCACCAGCAGUGCUUCUGGGACGUGCACGACCACUGCACCGUGCUCACCGUCGCCGUCUUCCACAACUGCCAGAUAGGCGACAAGGGUGGCCUCGUGACCGGCGACCCCGUCAAGGACAUCCUCCUCGGCAAGGUGCGCAUCCGGCUCUCGACGCUCGAGACCGGGCGCAUCUACACGCACGCGUACCCUCUCGUCUCCCUCCACGGCGGCGGCAUCAAGAAGAUGGGCGAGCUCCAGCUCGCCGUGCGCUUCUCGAGCACGUCGACGCUGGGCCUGCUCCAGACGUACGCGCAGCCACACCUGCCGCCGAUGCACUACCACUCCCCGCUGUCCAUCGUGCACCAGGAGACGCUGCGGCGGGAGGCGGUGUCGCUCAUCGCGCACCGGCUGGGCCGGAUGGACCCGCCGCUGCGGCGGGAGUGCAUCGAGCACCUCUGCGAGGCGCACUCGCACCGGUGGAGCAUGCGCCGCAGCAAGGCCCACUUCUUCCGCCUCAUGGCGGCGCUGGCGCCCCUGUUCACGGGGCUCAGGUGGUUCGUCGACGUCUGUCACUGGAAGAACCCGUCCACCACCGUCGCGGUCCACAUCAUCUACGCCAUGCUGGUGUGCUGCCCCAACCUCAUCAUGCCCACCUUCUUCAUGUACAAGUUCCUCAUCGGCCUCUGGAACUACCGGCGCCGGCCGAGGCACCCGUGGCACGUCGACACCAAGGUGUCGCACGCCGAGAUGGCGCACCUGGACGAGCUGGACGAGGAGUUCGACGACUUCCCGACGGCGCGUCGUCCCGAGGUGAUCCGCAUGCGGUACGACAGGCUGAGGAGCCUCGGGGCGCGGAUACAGGAGAUGGUCGGCGACGUUGCGGCCCACGCCGAGCGUGCGCGGUGCGCGAUGACGUGGCGCGACCCCCGCGCCACGGCCAUGUACCUGCUGGCGUGCCUGUUCCUUGCGGUCACCACCCUCCUGGCACCGUUCCAGGCGGUGGCGCUGCUCACGGGGUUCUACGUGAUGCGGCACCCGACGCUCCGGCAGAGGCUGCCCGACGUGCCGGCGAACUUCUUCCGGCGACUGCCAUGCAAGGUCGAUUGCCUGCUUUGAUUGCGGAUCAAAUGAUGUUUCAGUCCGUAAUUUGAUAUUUUAUUGUUAGCA